GCAUCAAAAAUAGGCUUCGAAAUCGGCAGUAGGCCGUUCCAGCUGUUCUACACAGCAUAUGAGAAAUGGAAGUCCGAUUUCAAGCCAGCUUUUAACAGUCCAGGAUCAGCCAAGGCUACCAUGGACAUGUUCAGCACCCUCUACGAAAUGGGCUUCAGGGAGAGAGACCUUCUUGACCAGCAGCAGGUCAACAGGGUGAGCCUCAAAACGUUCAAGGAGAGUGUCAAGCCCAAGAUGGUACACAUGGUGCCACCAAACUUCAUCAAUGGGCUUGAGGCAGCCUUUGAGGCGGUUGCCAACCCAAACCCCCGGAAGAGGAAGAACAGCUGGGAUAGCCAAGAAGGAGAUGGGGACGACGGUGAACGUGAUGGCACCAAGGCUGCAUCAGGAAGUGGGACUUCACAGGGUGUGCAGCGUGCCAAGAGGUACAUCCUGGAGAAGUUGUACAAGUUCUUCGAUCCAGUCCUGAAGGACUUCAAUUCAGCAUCCAAGAUCUACUUAAAAGUGACCGAAAAGGAGAUUGAGGACUUCAUGGUUACGCUGGGUGGGCGAGACAGAACCGUGGCUGGCUUCCACUUGGACUCUGAAGCAACCGACGAGGACAUACACGCACGUGUCCGGAAGUCCCUGGUUGAGAGAUGGAACAACCGCAAGAAGUGGAUUGGAAAUCUACAGCAGCAGGCCAAUGUGGAGGGCGAGUACUAAGAGUACUUUGGAAAUUAUAUUUUGAAAUUGUUUUGGGUUGGGGGGAUUCAAUGUCCUGCUACUGUGUAUGCUGCAAAUCCAUUUUAGCCCUUAUUUGUAAAUGCAGAGAUAAGAGGAGAGACGUAGUUAUAGUUUGGGGUUAUUGGAUUUUCAAAACCCUAGUAUUGAAACCUCAAAUAUGCAUACCAUGAAACAUACAUGCCUGCAUACAUCAAACAUGCAGCUG
Molecule: messenger RNA, 931 nt
Organism: Volvox carteri f. nagariensis
Lineage: Eukaryota; Viridiplantae; Chlorophyta; Chlorophyceae; Chlamydomonadales; Volvocaceae
Exons: 3
Coding region: 121-705 (194 amino acids)
Source: RefSeq, a predicted model, not a curated record